AUGGCUCCUAGCAACCAAUAUCAAUGGCACAUCGUAGCCUUGCCUUGAAGCUCUCAUCUGUGGUAAUGAACACUUUUUUACAGAGCUUGCAGGAGUUUCUUUAAGCAACAGCAUAUUUGAGCUUUGUGUAAACAUUACCUACUUGCAGGCAGCGGAACUAGCAGUAGAGACAGGCUAGGAGCAUAUACCCUGAAUACAUAUUCGUUUCAGCUUAAUGUGGUUUGAUGGCAAAUUACCUGGAAAUUCUGCAAGUGUAAUUGCCAAUACUCUCCAGACGGAAUAAAAAUAGACAACUGAGAUAAAUGAUGAGAGCGAGUUUUGAGAUCCAUAAAUGAGUGCUCGGAUAUUUCAAAUUGGACGUAUCAUCAGUAAUAUUGAAAUUCGACUCUUUCAGCGCACUGUAUAUUUUCCCACUUACACGUGAAGUCUUGACACUGUACCAGUGUUUUGUUCACAAAUUUGUCAACAGGAGAAUCAUAGCAUGUGGGAUGGUCAUUUUUUGAGAGCAGAUACUUCAGAGUGGAUGGGUAUGAUUGAAUUCUUUGGAAAAUUGGAUGAUACACUACAAGCAACUGACCGAUGGUGAUUUUGACUUGUUUUCAUGGAAGAAACGAACAUUGCACUCACAAGAAGCCCCCACAUGCUGACCAGUCCUAGUUCUUGAAACAUAGUCUAUUGACAGGAGAAAAUGUUUCGACCAAAUGGACGCAGCGGAGGAGCGGUCAAGGUAGUGACCGACGGGCGGUUACCCAUGGUUACCCUUGCCCCUCUGAACAUUGAGGAGGAAGAGGAAGAGGAGGAGGAAGAAACUUUUGUGGAAUCCGGGAAGCUGAAGGAUACGGCACCAUUUAUCAAAGGAGAUGAGUCAUUAGGAUGCUGUGUAUAUUUUUUGAUGAUCUGCUCGUAUCUUCUUGUUGCCAUCACAUUUCCAUUUUCAUUGUUUUUCUGUCUCAAAGUCGUCCAAGAAUAUGAGAGAGCGGUCAUCUUCAGGAUGGGUCGGUUGUUACCGGGCGGGGCUAAAGGACCUGGUAUUUUCUUUAUUCUUCCAUGCAUUGAUAACUAUGUCAAAGUGGACCUGAGGACAGUUUCAUUUGAUGUACCCCCUCAAGAGGUUUUAUCCAAAGACAGUGUCACCGUAGCCGUAGAUGCCGUGGUCUAUUACAGGGUCCACAACCCCACCAUUUCAAUUACAAACGUGGAGAAUGCACAGAGGAGCACAAGGCUACUGGCGGCCACGACGCUUCGGAAUGUUCUUGGUACGAAGACGCUGGGCGAGAUGCUGACGGACAGGGAGAGCAUCAGCAGUCAGAUGCAAUCGGUGCUAGAUGAGGCAACCGACCCCUGGGGGGUCAAAGUUGAAAGGGUAGAAAUUAAGGAUGUGAGACUACCAGUUCAACUCCAGAGAGCCAUGGCAGCGGAAGCAGAAGCAGCCAGAGAAGCAAGGGCAAAGGUGAUAGCUGCAGAAGGGGAACAGAACGCAUCCAGAGCGCUCAAAGAAGCAGCGGACGUCCUCCAGGAAUCACCAGCGGCGCUUCAGCUACGGUAUCUCCAAACCCUCAACACCAUCUCAGCAGAGAAAAACUCCACCAUCAUCUUCCCGUUACCAAUCGACCUCCUGACAGGAUUCAUGGGCGGGGACCACGCGGCGUCGGCUCCCUGCAUGGAGGAGGUCAAGAUGGUAGAGUGAAAGGUCAAAGGGGUCGUGACCCUGAUUGCCUCUGACACAAGACUUUGAACCUUGGUGAUUCCCUCGCUCACCACGCAGCAUGGAAGAUGCACUCUAACCCCUCUGGCAAUGGCAUUUGAUUGAACGCCUGUGACCAACAGCUUAUCUCACCCAAUGCACUAUUAUUCCUAAGGUGAUGGCAUAUGACUGAGAGCUGUUUGACCAACGACAUUCUGACCAUUGCACUGUAAUUCCUUUGGAGAUGGUAUUCCAUGUUAUCCAAUGGGGGUAAUCAAUUUUGAAAAGGGAAUCAAAAGCCAUUCACAAGACUCCUCUGUAAUUUCUGAUCAAGUUCCUACACAAGACUCUUUUCUCCCAUGUUUAAAAUAUCUGUGAUUCUUAAAGGUUGUUUGGGUCGUGAGCUAACUUCA
This is a messenger RNA of Lytechinus variegatus (green sea urchin), 2097 nucleotides long. RefSeq names its product band 7 protein AGAP004871-like. The record is from RefSeq and is a predicted model, not a curated record. NCBI's taxonomy places the organism in Eukaryota, Metazoa, Echinodermata, Echinoidea, Temnopleuroida, Toxopneustidae. Gene Ontology annotation, cellular component: plasma membrane. The transcript is spliced from 6 exons. The coding region runs from base 689 to 1687 and encodes 332 amino acids.